Molecule: messenger RNA, 975 nt
Organism: Colletotrichum truncatum
Lineage: Eukaryota; Fungi; Ascomycota; Sordariomycetes; Glomerellales; Glomerellaceae
Product: Mediator of RNA polymerase II transcription subunit 6
Biological process (GO): regulation of transcription by RNA polymerase II
Cellular component (GO): core mediator complex; mediator complex
Molecular function (GO): transcription coactivator activity
Source: RefSeq, a predicted model, not a curated record
AUGGCCAACCCAAACGAUCCACCUCUGGACGAGAUCCAAUGGCGCGCACCAGACAUCGCGGCCUCGAUGCAGGGCAUUCACUCAAACAGUGUGCUCUUCUAUUUCGCCGAGUCGCCCUUCUUCGACCGCCAGUCCAACAACGCCGUUAUCACGAACCAAGCCAUGUUCAACCCGGCGCUUCUCAAGAACCUGGCCACUCGCGAGGCCUUUGAGGGCGAACUCGACAAGAUGAGCGGGCUUGAAUUUCGGGUGCUCCACGCACCCACCGACAUGGUUACCGGCACGGGCGUAUGGACCAUUGUGAAGCAGACGCGGCAGAAGAACCCGGAGAGGAACAGGAUGGAGACGAAGCCGUUGGCGUACUACUUCGUGGUGGGGGAGAACAUUUACCAGGCGCCGACUCUGGGUGAUAUUCUCAGUUCGAGGAUCGAAUCGAUAGCAGAGGCAAUGCGCAAAGUCCUCCCCGCUACCGACAGCGUACGGAAGUGGACACCCUCUCUCGGGCACGUCUACACCCAACCGACGCCCUCCGCGCUUUCAAAGACUAAAGAGGACGCCACCAGCACGCCGAUGCCCGACGGUAGCACAUCCAACGGCGGCUCCUCUGCCAAAGCCACCAACAUUAGUAAAAAGGAAACGACAGCUAUGGCGCUGGAUAGGCUGGCGGAAGAGUCCUUUGCGAUUCACAUGCGCCACGGCGGGGACUACUUUGACGAGAACCCCAUCACGGGCAGGCCCGGCGACUUCCACUUCGCCAGCACCGGCCGCAAAGACAACAGCAAGAUCGCGCCGCCUCCGCCUCCGCCGGCGCAGGCUCAAAAGCCGCAGAAGCCCGGGAUCAACACGAAACUUGCGGAAGAUGCCAAGAAGGACGGCAAGGGCGAGAAGAGCCCCAAGACGCCGAGCAUGCCGAAGCCCAAGAGGAAGAAGAGCAAGAUUGCGACGCCGGCGGCGACGCCUGCUCCUUCGCAGUGA